Messenger RNA from Cariama cristata (Red-legged seriema), 3485 nucleotides. RefSeq names its product cadherin-23-like. Lineage: Eukaryota; Metazoa; Chordata; Aves; Cariamiformes; Cariamidae. Gene Ontology annotation, cellular component: plasma membrane. The record is from RefSeq and is a predicted model, not a curated record. The transcript has 24 exons. Gene Ontology annotation, molecular function: calcium ion binding. Gene Ontology annotation, biological process: homophilic cell-cell adhesion. The annotation marks the transcript as partial.
CCGACAGCGGGGUUUGUGCGGCCGGUACUGCCGCCGGCAACGGCUUGGCCGAGAGCCGGCACCGCAACGUCCCGAGAGGCAUCGGGCCAUCGGCAACUGACAAUGAUGUGGGCACAUAUGGGAAAGUCAGUUAUUUUUUCAGCGAUGACCCUGACCGUUUCUCGCUGGACAAGGACACGGGUGUAAUCCUCCUGACGGCUCGGCUGGACUUCGAGACCAUGCAGCGCUAUACCCUGACCGUCAUCGCCCGGGACGGCGGUGGGGAGGAGACGACAGGGCGCGUCCGGAUCAAUGUCCUCGAUGUCAAUGACAACAUCCCCACCUUCCAGAAGGAGGCAUACCUGGGGGCCCUGCGGGAAAACGAGCCCUCAGUCACCCAGGUGGUCCGGCUCCGGGCAUCUGAUGAGGACUCCCCUCCAAACAACCAGAUCACCUACAGCAUCGUGCACGCGUCUGCCUUCCGUGACUACUUUGACAUCGCGGUGUCGGAAGGGUACGGAGUGAUUAGCGUGAACCACCCCCUCGACUACGAGCAGGUAGCCAACGGGGUUAUUUACCUGAUGGUGAUGGCCAAGGAUGCCGGCAACCCGCCACUCAACAGCACCGUCCCCGUCACCAUCGAGGUGUUUGAUGAAAAUGACAACCCCCCCACGUUCAGCAAGCCCUCCUACGUUAUAACCGUCAUGGAGGACAUCAUGGCAGGAGCCACGGUGCUGUUUCUCAAUGCCACGGACAUGGAUCGGUCCAGGGAAUACGGGCAGGAGUCAAUCAUCUACUCCCUGGAGGGCUCCUCACAUUUUCGGAUCAAUGCUCGCUCAGGAGAAAUCACAACAACAUCUUUGCUGGACCGGGAGGCCAAAUCCGAAUACAUCCUCAUUGUCCGGGCGGUGGAUGGAGGCGUGGGCCACCACCAGAAGACGGGCAUUGCGAUGGUGAACAUCACGCUGCUGGACAUCAAUGACAACUAUCCCACGUGGAAAGAUGAGCCGUAUUUCAUUAACCUGGUGGAAAUGACCCCCCCCAACUCAGACGUCACCACGGUGGUGGCCAUCGACCCAGACCUGGGGGAGAACGGCACGGUGGUGUACAGCAUCCGACCCCCCAACAAGUUCUACAGCCUCAACAGCACCACGGGCAAGAUCCGCACCACCGGCGUCCUCCUGGACCGGGAGAACCCCAACGCCCAGGAAGCCCAGCUGAUGCGGAGGAUCGUGGUGUCGGUCACUGACUGUGGGAGGCCACCCCUGCGAGCUACCAGCAGCGCCACGGUUUUCGUCAACCUGCUGGACCUGAACGAUAACGACCCCACUUUCCAAAACCUGCCCUUCGCCGCUGAGAUCGCCGAGGGCCUUCCCGCAGGCUCCUCCGUCUUCCAGGUAGUGGCCAUCGACCUGGACGAGGGUCCGAAUGGGCAGGUGACGUACCGCAUGCAGGUGGGGAUGCCCCGCAUGGAUUUCCUCAUCAAUAGCACCAGCGGGCUCGUCACCUCCACCACCGUGCUGGACAGGGAGAGGAUCGCCGAGUACUACCUGCGGGUGGUGGCCAGCGAUGCCGGCGUGCCCUCCAAGAGCUCCACCAGCACCCUGACUGUCAAAGUUCUGGACGUGAACGACGAGAACCCCACCUUCUUCCCAACUGUCUACAACGUGUCGCUGCCCGAAAAUGUGGCCCGGGAUUUCAAAGUGGUCCGGCUCAACUGCACAGAUGCUGACAUUGGGCUGAAUGCUGAGCUCAGCUACUUCAUCACAGGUGGGAACCAGGAUGGCAAAUUCAGCGUCGGCUUCAGGGAUGGGGUGGUCAGGACUGUCGUGAGUCUGGACAGGGAGACGGUGGCAUCGUACACGCUGAUCCUGGAGGCCAUCGACAACGGCCCCACAGGGAACCGACGCACUGGGACUGCCACCGUGUACGUGACCGUCCUGGAUGUCAAUGACAACCGACCCAUCUUCCUUCAGAGCAGCUACGAAGUCAGCGUCCCCGAGGACAUCCCGGCUGCCAGCAGCAUAGUGCAGGUGAAAGCCACAGAUGCGGAUGAAGGCGUCAACGGGAGAGUGUGGUACAGGAUUGUCAAGGGAAACGAGCACAACAACUUCCGCAUCAAUCCCAGCACGGGGCUGGUGAUGCGAGGCGUGCGGCACCUUGACAGGGAGCAAAACUCCUCGCAUGUCCUGGAGGUGGAGGCCUACAACACGGAGCAGGGACCCAUGAGGAGUUCUGUGCGGGUGAUCAUCUAUGUGGAAGAUGUCAACGACGAGGUGCCAGUGUUCACCCAGCGGCAGUACAACCGCCUGGGGCUGCGGGAGACAGCGGGGAUAGGGACUUCGGUGGCAGUGGUCCGGGCCACCGACCGAGACACAGGGAACGGCGGUCUGGUGAACUACAAAAUCCUGUCGGGCGCAGAAGGGAAGUUUGAGAUCGAUGAGAGCACGGGCCUCAUCACGACGAUUGAGUACCUGGACUAUGAGACAAAAACCAGCUACCUGAUGAAUGUCUCUGCCACGGACCAAGCACCCCCCAACAACCAGGGCUUCUGCAGCGUGUACGUCAGCCUGCUGAAUGAGCUGGAUGAGGCCGUGCAGUUCUCCAACAGCAGCUACGAGGCCGUGAUCAUGGAGAACAUCCCCCUGGGCUCUGAGGUGCUCCGGGUCCAAGCCCGCUCCAUCGACAACCUCAACCAGAUCACCUACAAGUUUGACCCCAACACCAACGCCCAGGCGCUCUCCCUCUUCAAAAUCAACGGCAUCACUGGUGUGAUCACGGUCAAAGGCCAGGUGGAUCGAGAGAAAGGGGAUUUCUACACCUUGACGGUGGUGGCUGAUGAUGGAGGACCGAAGAUUGACUCAACGGUGGUGACCAUCACAGUCUUGGACGAGAACGACAACAGCCCCCAGUUCGACAUCACCUCCGACUCCUCCGUGAGCGUGGCAGAGGACAGCGCGGUCGGCAAGCGGGUGGCCGUGGUCCUGGCCCGCGACCCAGACGCAGGCAGCAACGGGCAGGUGACUUUCUCGCUGACGUCGGGGAACAUUGGCCGAGCUUUCGAGAUCCGGACCACCAACAACACCUACGGCGAGGUGUUUGUGGCACGGCCGCUGGACCGGGAGCUGCUGGAUCACUACACCUUACGGAUCCAAGCCUCGGAUGGCGGCAUGCCUCCCCGGAGGAAGGAGCACACUCUGCGAGUGAGCAUCCUUGACAUCAACGACAACCCCCCCAUCAUCGACAGCCCCUUCGGCUACAACGUGAGCGUGAAUGAGAACGUCGGCGGUGGCACGGCGGUAGCCCAAGUACGUGCCACCGACCGGGACGUCGGCCUCAACAGCGUCCUCUCCUACUACAUCACCCGUGGGAACGAGGACCUGACCUUCCGCAUGGACCGCGUCACCGGUGAGAUCGCCACCCGACCGUCCCCGCCCGACCGCGAGCGACAGAGCUUCUACAGCCUGGUGGUCACCGUCGAGGACGAGGGCAACCCCUCCCUGUCG